This is a messenger RNA of Paramecium sonneborni, 1115 nucleotides long. Lineage: Eukaryota; Ciliophora; Oligohymenophorea; Peniculida; Parameciidae. The record is from the annotation of a GenBank genome assembly.
AUGUCCAACAGAAUUAAAAAAACAAAGAGUCCUUAGUUCAAAAAUCAUUCAAACAUAGAUAAAGAUUUAAUGAAAUAUCACAUAUUAUAAAAAAUCAACAAACCCUAAGGUCCAGUAAAAUAAAUCAUUAAAACAUAACCUGAUGAAGAUUUAGAACCUGAAGAUUUUAAAUAAGAAAUUGAAUUUAAGUAUUAACAAAAUCAUUUGAUAGAUAUAAGAAUUGCUAAAUUAAUCAUACAUUUAUAUUCCCUAAAGAAGAUUAUGAAUCCUCAUCUGAUAAUUCUCUUUAAUCUCUCAAAGAUACUACAUUUUAUAAUCUUAAUUGCAAUAACAUAGAACGUUUAACUGAUGCAACAUCACCUCUUUUUAUGAAGGCUUUGAAUGAAAAGUUAUUGAAAUUACCUGAAUCAAUUGAAGAGAAUAAUUCUUAAAAUACAACUCAAAAAUUUAAUGAUCUAAAUCCAAAAUAAAAAAAGUUCUAAUUCACCUUUAUAUUUUAGCUAAUACAAAUCUCAUUGUCAAAAUCAAUCAAGUACAUCUAUUGGAAGGCUCAUUGAUAAUUAUAUGAUCAAUUUAAAUACAAUGAGUUAACAUGCGAAUCAAAAUAGAGAUAGUGUAACUCAUAAAACAUAAAAAAACUAAUAUUUUAGAGCUACUCCAACUAUUUCAUCUGAUAAAAAGAAAUAAUCUAAAUAUAUCCUGUAAAUCUUAAAAAUUGCUCAAUAACGUAAAAUUAAUGAUAAUAAUAAGUAUUUGAAAUUUUAAUAACUUUAGUAAUCCUAUCAACAAAAGAACCACAUAAAUUAAUAGUUACUCUUUUAAUAAUACACAAAAUAUAUUUUUGAAUGGAAAAAGGAUUCCUGAAAACAUAAGAAUUCAAACUGAUUCUGAUGAUUUUGAAGGAACCUUAUAAAAAUUUCAAAUCAUUCCAAAAUCAAGGUAAAGUCUGAUUUUUAAUUUCAAGAUCGAAACUUAGAGAUCAGGUAACAAAAUUCAAGAAAAUUGAGACUUCAUAAGAUUGUAAAAUUCUUAAUUAUACAAUGGAUAAUCAUCUAUUAGAAUAACAGGGUUUAGCAAGAAAUGCAAAGAGUCAAAAUAGAAGUUAUAAAGUUUGA